AUUUUCUUAUUGAUAAUGUUUUCUCAUUAUUACGAAAAUAUUAAAUCGUAUAGUUGGAGUUGAUAUUAGAAAAUGUAUUCGGUGUUUAGUGAAAUUGCGUGAAUGGCGUCUGAGCUAGUGCGGUGUUGUUUAAAGUACUCUCAUCGACUGACUGUCGUGUGACGAAAUUUUGUUGAUUUUUGGACAUCGCGUGUGAUUAUUGAGACUUGAUUGAGACAAUGUCUGUGCCUGUGGAAGAUUUUGGAGGCUCGGCGGGUGGUGUAGCGAUCCAAGUGUUUCGUCCAACAUGGGAUGAGUUUAAAGAUUUCAACAAAUACAUUCAAUACAUGGAGUCUAAAGGUGCACACAAGGCAGGGCUCGCGAAAGUAAUACCACCGCCCGAAUGGGUUCCCCGCAAGUCUGGAUACAAUCUGGAGGAGCUGAAUGUGACUAUACCGUCGCCUAUAUGUCAGGUAGUCACUGGCAAGCAAGGUUUAUUUCAACAAAUCAAUAUUCAAAAGAAAUCUAUGACUGUAAAGCAGUUUGCUGUGCUCGCGAACUCCGCGAAGUACUGCACUCCUCGCCACACUAGUAACGAAGAUCUCGAAAGGAAAUACUGGAAAAACGUCACUUAUGUUGCACCAAUUUAUGGUGCAGAUGUCAACGGCAGCAUCACAGAUCCCGAUGUCAAAGAAUGGAACAUAAAUCAUUUGGGAACUAUACUUGACUUUGUGAAUUCUGAUUAUGGCAUAGAAAUAGAUGGUGUUAACACGGCUUACUUGUAUUUCGGUAUGUGGAAGACUACUUUUGCUUGGCAUACUGAAGAUAUGGAUCUGUAUUCCAUAAACUAUUUACAUUUUGGUGAGCCCAAGACUUGGUAUGCGAUACCACCGGAACAUGGCAAAAGAUUUGAGAGAAUCGCUUCUGGUUUCUUCCCUACAUCAGCUAAAACUUGUCAAGCCUUCUUAAGACACAAAAUGACUCUCAUAUCACCACAAAUCUUGAAACAAUACUCUGUUCCUGUGAAUAAAAUAACUCAAGAAGCAGGUGAGAUUAUGAUCACAUUUCCAUAUGGUUACCAUGCCGGCUUCAACCAUGGAUUUAAUUGUGCAGAAUCAACAAACUUUGCUGCACCCAGAUGGGUGGAGUAUGGGAAACGAGCUACCCAGUGCACAUGCAGCAAUGAUAUGGUGAAAAUCUCCAUGGAUACAUUUGUGAAACGAUUCCAGCCAGACCGUUACGAUUUGUGGUUGAAAGGCCAAGAUAUAGGAUGUCACCCAGAGCAACCAGAGAAGAUGGUGCCUGCUCCUCACCCAUCAGGUCAGGAUAUAUUGUGCAAUAAGAAUAACACUGAAUUGCCUGAAUCAUUCAUAGAAGCAGAGGAAGAGAAUUACAAAAAGAAAAAGCGUCAUCCGUUACAUUUGAAGAGAGCAAUGGCAAGCAAAAGUAUUUCAGAAGGUGCCAUUGCUGUUUCGAUUCUGGGACAUGAUGUUAUGGAUGAUGAUGAAAUGACGAUGGCUGAAGGGGACUUAGAUAUGAUGACAUCAAUGAAACGCCCAAACAUGCCGGAGCCUGAUGACACACAACUGGAUGUUUUGGAAGACAUAUGGCUGAAAGGUGAUGAGAUGGAUCCAUCAGAGGCUCAAUUACCUGAUGUUGGAUACAUGGACUCGGAUAAGGAUUCUGAUUAUGAAGAGCCAAAGUCAAAGAAAAACACAAAAACAGUCAGGAAGAAAAGAGAAAGUGUCAAAAAGGAAGGUAAGAGUAAACCUAAAGAAGCAAAAAUUAACAAAGAGGGUGAAGAAGGCGUGACUAAGAAAGUGAAAUCUAAAAAGCUUUCGGAACUUCAACUAGAAGAUAUGGCAGCGUUGGUGUCCAACUGGGAAUCUCCUCCUCACAAAGCAGAAAUGAGCCCGAUGCCAUUAGAAAAGACUGAUAAGACAGAUCCGUUACAAACAACAACUGAAACUGUUGAAACUACACUUGAAUCUGUCGACCAGUCGAACCAAUCCAUUACAGAACUAGAGAAAAAGGAAGUCAAGAAAGAGCCUAAGAAAAGGAAAUCAGAUGCGGAGAAGACGGAAAAGCCCAAGAAGGAAAGGGUUAAGAAGGAGAGGGUUAAGAAAGAGCCCAAGGAACCCAAGCCUCCAAAGCCUCCGAAACCGCCAAAAGAACCGAAACCACCAAAAGAGCCAAGACAACCAAAAGCACCGAAACCACCAAAGGAGCCGAGACCACCAAAAGUACCAAAGGAGCCAAAACCACCAAAAUCUCCAAAAGAACCGAAACCUCCCAAGGAAAAGAAAGAAGGUGAAAUUAAAGAGAAGAAACCACGUAAACCUCGUUCGCCCAAGAAACAUCCAGACUUUGCAUACAGCACUCCCAUAGAACCUAUUGUAAGAAAAGACUACGGCAUUAACAAUUCCUACAAUGCACUAAAACAGAGAGAGUCUUCUUCUCCACUACCAACUUCAUCAUCAACAGUAACCUCCAAAGGAAUUUCAACGUAUCAAUCGCCAUCAAUCCUAAAGACUGCAAUGUACAAACCACAGAAUCCCGUCCACACAAUGCAACAGUCUAAACCGCACUCUAGCCUAUUAUUGGACAAUAACUUAAGGGUACCUGUCAUAGUUCCACCUAUCAACAAAAACCCCAGCGCUUUCCAAGGCGAAUUCCACAAGUUCAUGUCAAGAGGCAACAGUAUAUUGCCAGCAACAAACGAGCCCAAACGCUAUUGUCAUAAAAAGCCAGCAGCAAGCAAAAAAGUAAUUGUUGAACCCGUAGAGCCAUCUCCACCGGUACAGCUACCACCACCAGUACAGCCACCACAAACACCUCAUAACGUUCCUAGUCAACAAACACAAGAUUGGCCUAUGCCUGUAGGUCAGUACAAUGACAAUAUAUUCCUGAACUCUCCACUCGAUUAUAGAACGUAUCAACAAAGGAAGCCCGCAGAGCAUGGAUUCCAAGACCAGCCUAGACCGUGGAGAGGUCAGUCCGGUUAUUACGAACCACAGCCCUACCAAGACGUCUCCAUGUUCGAUCACACAAACACAAACGAUUACUACAGAAGUCCAUACCAAUCGCCAUGGUAUGGAUACCAGAAAUAAAAACAGUAUUUCAUAAGAUUAUAGUUGUAGGUAAUUUAAAUAAUAAUUAUAAAUAGGUCUAAUUUGUGAGGGAAUAAGAUUUAUAUUAAUAGCACUUGUGGAG
This is a messenger RNA of Chilo suppressalis (striped riceborer), 3192 nucleotides long. The record is from the annotation of a GenBank genome assembly. Lineage: Eukaryota; Metazoa; Arthropoda; Insecta; Lepidoptera; Crambidae.